Messenger RNA from Octopus sinensis (East Asian common octopus), 5852 nucleotides. Its product is annotated as putative leucine-rich repeat-containing protein DDB_G0290503. Lineage: Eukaryota; Metazoa; Mollusca; Cephalopoda; Octopoda; Octopodidae. Bases 1 to 5466 code for a protein of 1821 amino acids. Gene Ontology annotation, biological process: cell population proliferation; mitotic spindle organization. The transcript is spliced from 16 exons. The record is from RefSeq and is a predicted model, not a curated record. Gene Ontology annotation, cellular component: cytoplasm.
AUGGCAGCACAGUUUAAACCGACGCGUGUUUUCCGCGCUCACAGUGGAAAGUGCAAAGUCUCCAUUAUGAGUGACAUACCUACCAAUAAGCCAUUGGGCAUCUUGAAGACUUCAAACAGGAAUGACAACUUUAAAGUUCCGUCUCUUGGUGUAUCUAAGCCAGAAAAAGAACAAAAUAAAAGUUGGCACUAUAACACUACUCCACGGCCUACAAAAGCUGUUAAUAAUGAAAAUAUAAACCCUAAUGGGAACUUUCCUGAAAGCACUAAAGAAACACCAGGAAAGACUAUUUUUGAGCUCUGCAAGCAGAUGUCUGCAUUAGCACUGCUCAUGCCUGAUGGAAUGCAGCAAAGUACUAGGGAUACCCAGGCACAGCCUAAAAAGGUAAAACUUCCUUUCUCUGAACCUUUUGCUGGUGUGGAUAAACUCGUUGAAAAAGAUUAUCUGAGCGACCCUGAAGAAAUUGAACCUGACAAUGUACCCCGCAAGACAUUGGUCAUUACAGAUGAUGAUGAAUUUUUCACUGAUGCUUCAGAGUAUUUCAAAAAUGAAGAUCUAAACAUUGAUAAUACAAGUGAUAAUGAUGCUUUUAAAUCUCUAGAGUCGUCACCAAGAACUUCACUGAAUGUUGCUGGAACUCUUAUGAAGAACAAUAACUCUGGUGAAAGAGAUUCAGAAAGUGCUAUUAUUGGGAUUGAUGAGACACAGGAAGCAUCUUUACCAGAAAAGAUUUCCGAUAAAAAUAUCCACGAGAAAUUGGAGUAUAUAGAACCUGAAAUUAAUUCUGAUUUAUUCAACGAGGCAAUCCAUAAUCAAAAUAUUGGCAAUCUUUCAGAAUCUCAUGAAAAUAAAAAUCCAUCUUCUCAAGUCAUUUGUAUAGAACCAGAAACAGUGGCUGAACAUCAUGCUGAAGAUUUCACUAAUUUACCUAAAGAUGCAAAGUUAACUAAUUCCACUGACGUUGAAAAUGGGGAUUACUUGAAGAUUAUAGAUCAAAAUUCUGACAGCAUACCAAUUGAUGAGAAAUCAGUUAAUGUCAUCAAGUCUGUGGAAACUGCAAACGAUAGUUCUAAUGCUUCAACCAAUGAAAGUUAUAUUCUUCAACCUCCACUUGAUGAAAAGCAAAACACGGAUAUUUUGGAUGUUUGCAAAGUCGAAGAAAAGAUUGCCGAAAUUUCAAUUCCUGAGAAAUUUGAUCAUUUUAAUGCUGAAGACAAAUCAAAAGAUAGAACCCCUGAUUCUAGUUCUGUUAAUACUUCUGAAAUUAGCAACCAGAUAAAUGAGUCUGUUGCUACUGGCUCAACAAAGACUGACAAAAAUAUGUCAGAUAGUGAAACUACUUUGAUGACAGUACAGACUGAAGAAAAGAUUUCAGGAGCUAAAGAGACUGUUGAUUCUCUUGAAAGUGAAAUUGCUAACUGUCUAACUUUAAAAGAGAAAAUUCCUGAAGAGAAAUCAUCUGAUAAUGUAGAACAUUUUGAAUGUAGUCCUAAAAUUGAUGCUGCAAAUGUUGAUGCAGAGAAGACUGAAGAGAAUAAUUCAAAUCUGCUUGAGUCUCAGAAUGUUGAGUGUAGCCAUGAAAGUCCUAAACCUCAAUCAACUGAAGAAAACACUCGUGAAAAUGCUCAGCUAUCGAAAGCAAUAGAUAAUGCUUCAGUUGCUGAGAAUGUAGAAAUCAACAAACCAGUUGCAGAUAUUGGAAGACCAGUUGAUGAGCAACCAGUUCUACAUUCAUCAGUUAAUGUCAUCCAGUCUGUGGAAACGGCAAAUGAUAGUUCUGAUACUUCGACCAAUGAAAGUUAUAUUCUUCAACCUCCAGUUGAUGAAAAGCAAAACACGGAUAUUUUGGAUGUUUGCCAUGUUAAAGAAAAGAUUGCUGAAAUUUCAGUUCCUGAGAAAUUUGAUAAUUUUAAUGCUGAAGACAAGUCAAAAGAUAGAACCCCUGAUUCUAGUUCUGUUGAUACUUCUGAAAUUAGCAACCAGAUAAAUGAGUCUGUUGCUGCUGGCUCAACAAAGACUGACAAAAAUAUGUCAGGUAGUGAAACUACUUUGAUGACAGUACAGACUGAAGAAAAGAUUUCAGGAGCUAAAGAGACUGUUGAUUCUCUUGAAACUGAAAUUGCUAACUGUCUAACUUCAAAAGAGAAAUCGUCUGAUAAUGUAGAACAUUUUGAAUGUAGUUCUAAGAUUGGCACUGCAAAUGUUGAUGCAGAGAAGAAUGAAGAGGAUAAUUCAAAUCUGCUUGAGUCUCAGAAUACUGACUGUAGCCAUGGAAAUCCUAAACCUCAAUCAACUGAAGAAAACACCAGUGUAAAUGCUCACCUAUCGAAAGCAAUAGAUAAUGCUUCAGUUGCUGAGAAUGUAGAAAUCAAGAAGCCUGUUGCAGAUAUUGGAAGACCAGUUGAUGAGAAACCAUUUCUACAUUUAUCAGUUAAUGUCAUCCAGUCUGUGGAAACCCCAAAUGAUAGUUCUUAUCCUUUGACCAUGGAAAGUAAUAGCAUACAACUUCCAGUUGAUGAAAAGCAAAACACGGAUAUUUUGGAUACUUGUAAAGUUGAAGAAAAGAUUGCUGAAAUUUCAGUUCCUGAGACCUUUGAUAAUUUUAAUGAUCAAGAUAAAUCAAAAGAUAGAACCCCUGAUUCUGAUUUUGUUGCCCCUCCUGAAAUUAGCAACCAGAUAAAUGAGUCUGUUGCUACUGGCUCAACAAAGACUGACAAAAAUAUGUUAGAUAGUGAAACUACUUUGAUGACAGUACAGACUGAAGAAAAGAUUUCAGGAGCUAAAGAGACUGUUGAUUCUCUUGAAACUGGAAUUGCUAACUGUCUUACUUCAAAAGAGAAAUCGUCCGAUAAUGUAGAACAUUUUGAAUGUAGUUCUAAGAUUGGCACUGCAAAUGUUGAUGCAGAGAAUAAUUCAAAUCUGCUUGAGUCUCAGAAUGUUGACUGUAGCCAUGAAAGUCCAAAACCUCAAUCAACUGAAGAAAACACCAGUAGAAAUGCUCAGCUAUCGAAAGCAAUAGAUAAUGCUUCAGUUGCUGAGAAUGUAGAAAUCAAGAAACCUGUUUCAGAUAUUGGAAGACCAGUUGAUGAUAAACCAGUUCCACAGUCAUCAGUUAAUGUCAUCCAGUCUGUGGAAAUGCCAAACGAUAGUUCUGAUCCUUUGACCAUGGCUCAGCCUCCAGUUGAUGAAAAGCAAAACACUGAUAUUUUGGAUACUUGCAAAGUUGAAGAAAGGAUUGCUGAAAUUUCAAUCCCGGAGAACUUUGAUUAUUUUAAUGAUGAAGAUAAAUCAAAAGAUAGAACCCCUGAUUCUAGUUCUGUUGGCUCUUCUGAAAUUAGCAACCAGAUACAUGAGUCUGUUGCUACUGGCUCAACAAAGACUGACAAACACAUGUCAGCUAGUGAAACUACUUUGAUGACAGUACAGACUGAAGAAAAGAUUUCAGGAGCUAAAAAGUUUGUUGAUUCUUUUGAAACUGGAAUUGCUAACUGUCUAACUACAAAAGAGAAAAUUCCUGAAGAGAAAUCGUCUGAUAAUGUAGAACAUUUUGAAUGUAGUUCUAAGAUUGGCACAGCAAAUGUUGAUGCAGAGAAGACUGAAGAGAAAAAUUCAAAUCUGCUUGAGUCUCAGAAUGUUGACUGUAGCCAUGGAUAUCCUAAACCUCAAUUAGCUGAAGAAAACACUCAUGAAAAUGCUCCCCUAUCGAAAGCAAUAGAUAAUGCUUCAGUUGCUGAAAAUGUAGAAAUCAAGAAGCCUGUUGUAGAUAUUGGAAGACCUAAUGAUAUUGAAGAAGAGGUCAUGGAAUCUUCUGAAGUUAAAGAUGCUAGUGACCAUUCCAAAAUUAACUGUGAAAUUCCUAAUUCUAUUGCAGCAAGUGAUGAUAAUCUGCAAAAAUUUGAAAUAAUUUCAAAUCCUUCAGUCUUUAAAGAUGUUGACACCUUCAGUACUAACACUCAUCUACUAAAUUCUCCCAAAUCAAUUCAAGGGAGUCAAAGUAAUAUUGAUAUCUCAUUUGAGGGCAGAACUCAAAUGGCUAAUUCUCCAGUUGCUGCAGUAGCUGUUGAAAAUGAUAUUCAAAUAGACAUCACUCCUACUUCACCUAACAAACAACAGCAAGUAGGAAACGGGAAGCAUGCGGGUUCUCAAUCCAGACAGAAUAUUAAUGAAAAACCCAACAGAAAAGAGUUAAAUGAAAUUACUGAUCUUGUUACAGCUGUAAAUGACACCCAUAUAUGUGAGGAUGACAUUUCUACAAUUCUAAAAGGCGCAGAACCCAGUGAUAGUGCUGAAACCGCAAACUAUGAUGAACAGGAACCAAAUAUUCAAUUCGAAGAAAAAACAAAUGGAUUUAUCUGUGAUGAUGAUGACUGGGAGCUGUUAAACUGUGAUAAAACUGUUAUAAAUGCUUCUCGGUUAUGUCGCGAAAGUCUCUAUGUAAAGUUUGAUCCACUACUUGGAUUGAAUAACACAAUUGAUUUUGACAUGAACAAAAGGAAAAGUGUGAGUAAACAACCUGCAUUAGAGAAAAUUAAGAGUCCACCAAAAUCACCUGAUCUUAUAAUGAUGGAUUCACCAACACGUAAAUCCAUGUACCAAAAAGUCAAUCCCCUGAGAAAAACAAACAACAGCACAAACAACAAUCUUGAUGACAUUUUCUCAUUAUCACCUGCAAAUAACAAUGCCGAUGCAAUAUUUUUUGGUACACCUUUGCCACAGAAAAAGAACAGUGAAAUUGUUCAGGUAUUAAAAUACACAGAAGAAGACUGGCUGAAAAUGAAACAGAAUAUUGAGUUGGAAUAUCAAAACCGUUUGAUGUCUGCUAGCAAGGAACUUACUCAUAAAAUGUCUGAAUUAACUGAGGAACACCAGAAGGCUUUGAAUGAAAAGGAUGUUGAAAUGGAACAAAGGAAAAAAGACCUGUUGCAACUGCAAACUGAGAAGAAAGCUGGUCAAGAAAAGCUUAAUGAAAUGAAGAAAGUCUUGGAUGAAUAUACUGUCUUGAUGGACCAUCUAGCUGCUGAAAAACAGAAACGUGCAGAUGACUAUACAAAGGGUAUUGAUGGAAGUAAGAAGGAAGUUGAUCUUAUCCAAGAUGAAUUGCAGACAGUUCAAAAAGCUUAUUCAGAUUUACAUCGACGUUUUGAAAAAGCAAAGACAAUAAUAGAAAGCUUGAAAAAGAAUGAAGAAAUGUUAAAGGACCAUGUUAAGGAUAUGGUAUCAAAAGUAAAAGAAGGAAAAGUGGCACUUGUCACACUGAAGAAAGAAAGUCAAGAAACUCAAUCUAACCUUGAAAAGGAAGUAGCAGCCUUGAAGAAGAAAUUGACAAUUGAUACCUCUUGUCUUGAAGCUUCGGGUAAACGCAAAGAUAUGAAAAUUGCGGAACUACAAAAUGAGCUUGAAUUAAAGAAAAAUCAAAUAAAAGAACUCACGAAAAUAUGUGACGAUUUGAUGGAGAAAGUAGGAUAGGGUCAUUGAUUUUCCAUAGCUGGAUUUUAAUGCUUUAUAUAUUAUGUACAUUUAUAUAAAAUGUUAUUAAAAAAUUGUCGGUGUUACUGGCAAUUAUCAUCUUUACAUAUGAAUGUGUGUGAAACGUGUAUGUGUGCAUGCUUGCAAUUAUGCCUGGACUAAUUUAUCAAAAAUUCCCCUUGUGUGCAGAGGUGAGGGGAGUCAUUUUCUAUUUUAAUGUAAAUGAAUAAAUAAACCCUAUCAAACUUAGUUGUUUUUUGAGCUUCAUGAGAUAAAUGUGAUAUGAUUGUGCAUGGUGACAGUUGUAAUUCUUCAAGCAUCAACCAUUUUAUUCUUUUAAAUUCGUGUUCAUAUGCAUUUUGUAAAAAUAAAAUGAUUCAUUUUUA